AUGUCGUUUGAUCAAUUACAUAAGGCAACUGAAAAGACACUAUUGGAAGAAGUAGACCAGAUAUGUCAACAAUUUGUGGUCACCCCUGAAAAAUUAGACGAAUUGACCGCUUAUUUUAUCGAACAGAUGGAAUUGGGUUUGAACUCUACAGAUGCUGAUAGUGCAGACAAUAAAGGUUUGCCCAUGAUACCAACUUUCGUCACAGGUAAACCAAACGGUACAGAGAGUGGUGUUCUCUUAGCCGCUGAUCUGGGUGGUUCCCAUUUCAGAGUCUGUUCCGUCACUUUGAAUGGGGACCACACCUACCAUAUCGAACAAUUGAAAUCAAAGAUCCCAGAAGAAUUACUAGAAGAAACAGGUGUCACAUGUGAUGACCUUUUCGGUUAUUUGGCAAGACGUACAAAGGCCUUUUUAACACGUAAUCAUCCUGAACUUUUGAAACCAAACCCAGAGACAGGAAAAAUCGGCUCUUUGAAAAUGGGUUUCACUUUCUCUUACCCUAUAGCACAAACCUCUUUAAACUCUGGUAAAUUGAUCAGAUGGACCAAAGGGUUCAACAUCCCAGAUGCUGUCGGUAAAGACGUUGUUGAAUUGUAUCAGGAACAAUUGUUGAACUAUGGGUUGGACAUGAUCAACGUCGUUGCUUUGACUAAUGACACCACAGGUACUUUCUUGUCCCACUGUUAUACAUGUGGUGGUUUGAAUAAUUCCGGUGAAAUCUCUGAACCCGUCAUCGGCUGUAUCUUCGGUAGUGGUACUAACGGUUGUUACAUGGAAAAUAUCGAGAAUAUCCACAAACUGCCAAAGGAUCUAAGAGACCAUUUGUUGGCCCAAGGCAAGACAAAGAUGUGUAUCAACACUGAAUGGGGGUCCUUUGACAACGAAUUGAAACACUUGCCAAACACUAAGUGGGAUCAACAAAUCGAUCAAGAAUUCUCUCCAAACCCAGGAUUCCAUCUGUUCGAAAAAAGAGUAUCUGGUAUGUACCUUGGUGAAAUCUUAAGAACAAUCUUGGUAGAUCUACAUUCCAAGAAACUUCUAUUGCAACAAUAUAGAACCCACGAUCAAUUGCCACACCGUUUAAAGACACCAUUCCAGCUACAAAGUGAAGUACUAGCACGUAUCGAAAUUGAUGAUUCCUCCACUCUACGUGAAACUGAAUUAUCCUUCUUACAAAGCUUGAGACUACCGACCACUUUGGCUGAAAGAAAGGCUAUCCAAAAUUUGGUUAGAGCCAUAACUAGAAGAUCUGCCUACUUAGCCUCUGUACCAAUUGCUGCAAUUCUAAUUAAGACUAACGCCUUGGAACAAAGAUACCAUGGUGAAGUCGAGAUUGGUUGUGAUGGUUCUGUUAUUGAAUACUACCCAGGUUUCAGAUCUAUGUUAAGACAUGCUUUAGCUUUAUCCCCACUUGGUCAUGAAGGUGAAAGAAAGAUUCAUUUGAGAAUUGCUAAAGAUGGUUCCGGUGUUGGUGCAGCAUUGUGUGCAUUAGUAGCAUGA
Messenger RNA from Arxiozyma heterogenica, 1500 nucleotides. It is a transcript of the gene EMI2, whose product is annotated as putative glucokinase. Gene Ontology annotation, biological process: carbohydrate phosphorylation; intracellular glucose homeostasis; glucose 6-phosphate metabolic process. Gene Ontology annotation, molecular function: ATP binding; D-glucose binding; glucokinase activity. Lineage: Eukaryota; Fungi; Ascomycota; Saccharomycetes; Saccharomycetales; Saccharomycetaceae. The transcript has a single exon. The record is from RefSeq and is a predicted model, not a curated record. Bases 1 to 1500 code for a protein of 499 amino acids. Gene Ontology annotation, cellular component: cytosol; mitochondrion.